AUCACAACCACCAUCAAUCUCCCUAAAUCCGCAAUGCUCUUUUGGAGGCUUCUGUCACCCGUCCGCUCCUUAGUUCUGUCCAGCUCUCAUUGUAAUGCUUGGUCCCAUUGCAAUAAACCUUCCAAGAGGGCAUUCUCCCUUUCACAUGUACACCUCCGCUCUGAAGCAUCGUAUGCAUCCAACAAAGCUGCAGACCCGCUCAGAAUACUUUUCUGCGGCGCAGAUGACUUCAGUGCCGAAUCAUUGCGACAAUUAGAUUAUUACAGAAGAUCUAGCUCUGCAAUAGAGUCACUUGAAGUUGUCCAUCGGCCUGGCAAACGAGCUGGUCGAGGAUUGAAAGCAAUCCGAGAAGUGCCAAUCAAACAUAUUGCUACCAAAGAGCUUGGGCUUCCUACCCAUGAGAUAGAUACUUUCACGGGGUGGACACCACCUACUCCAUAUAAUUUGAUCGUAGCUGUGUCCUUUGGCCUUUUCGUUCCUCCAAGGAUACUCAAUGCUGCCAAAUAUGGUGGGUUGAAUGUUCAUCCCUCACUACUUCCUGACCUCUAUGGGCCGGCGCCGAUCCACCAUACAAUUCUUAAGGGGCGCAAACAUACUGGAGUCAGUGUGCAGACACUCCACCCUAAGCAUUUUGAUCGGGGGACAAUCUUAGCACAGACCAAGGCUCCCGGUGUGCAAUUCCCUUCUUGGGUAACAUUUGAUGACGUUGUACGUUAUUUGGGUAUUCUUGGAGGUAGUAUGCUAGUAGAUGUCCUCCGCGAGAACCGUUUCGUGCCUCCGCUGAAAAACGUGGGGUGGUAUGAGGCUUCUGGAGGACCUGUAGAGCACGCUGAAAAGAUCACUAAAGCCCAUUCAUACCUGGACUUCACAAAAAUGGAAGCAUCGGCCGUUGUGGCUGCUCAUCACGCCUUAGGGGAUCUUUGGUGCAACUUGCCGAACGGAGAAAGGGUAGUUAUAAAUGAGAUAUCAACAGAUGAUACCGAUACUUUGCCUGGACCGCCAGGUCUUUUUUUGAAUAAGCCCAAAGAUGGUCUAUUAGUUCGAACAGCGGAGGGUAGAGCUCUACAAGUAAAGAGAUGUACCGUUGCAGGCGGCAAGAAGGGGGGAGGGUAUCAACAUGUGAAAAAGGUUCUCGAGGCGGCCUCCAACGCUUGAAUUAAUAUCUACAUUAUCAUAAGGACCAUCAGUGAUGUGACCGUUCUACACACCGUCGAGUCGUGCUUGCAGUAUACCCAUGGGGCUUUCUAUUUACCCUUGAAGCCCAGGGGUUUGCAAUGGAAAGCUCGUGGCCAGCAAGUGAUAUGUACCGCAAACACAGGACACAUUUCUGAUUCUAUAUGGUGUGGAUUUGAGUUGUUAUGCG
Aaosphaeria arxii CBS 175.79 is the source of this 1363-nucleotide messenger RNA. Its product is annotated as Formyltransferase. The record is from RefSeq and is a predicted model, not a curated record. Gene Ontology annotation, cellular component: mitochondrion. The transcript is spliced from 2 exons. NCBI's taxonomy places the organism in Eukaryota, Fungi, Ascomycota, Dothideomycetes, Pleosporales. Gene Ontology annotation, biological process: conversion of methionyl-tRNA to N-formyl-methionyl-tRNA; biosynthetic process. Gene Ontology annotation, molecular function: methionyl-tRNA formyltransferase activity. Bases 34 to 1155 code for a protein of 373 amino acids.